Saprolegnia parasitica CBS 223.65 is the source of this 1761-nucleotide messenger RNA. RefSeq lists its product as hypothetical. The record is from RefSeq and is a predicted model, not a curated record. Gene Ontology annotation, molecular function: protein binding. The annotation marks the transcript as partial. Lineage: Eukaryota; Oomycota; Saprolegniomycetes; Saprolegniales; Saprolegniaceae. The transcript has 8 exons.
AUGGAGGCGCCAUCACCCGCUGACGUCAAGCUGGUGCUGCCGCGAGUCUUCUCUGAGACCAAGAGCGUCGAGAAGGGGCUGUCACCAGCCAAGCCCAAUGACGCCACCAAGACACCGCGCUCGAGCAAUGCUGCAAAAGUCGACGACGUACGCUUGAGCUCGGAAAAGUCGAGCGAGGUGAGCCCCGCGCGCCCCGCCGGCCAUUUGCCCGAGAACAGCCCACCGCGCCGGUUUUCAGUCACGCGCGGUGACCCGCCACGGACCUCGAUACUCACGCGUAGCGACGACAUCAACACAGAUCGACCGAGCUCCCCGAGCCCACCCAAGGCGACGACUUUGAACGGCCAAGUCGCAAGUUCGAGCCAACUCCAACGACUGCCGUCCGUCCGUGGCGUCCUCAGCGAGAAAAGUCCUGUCAAGGAUCCGAGUCCAAAGCGCAAGCCACCAACGCACAUCCAGCACCUUGAUCCUUCGGGGGAUACAUUGCCCAUCAAAGACGGACUUGGCCUCUUGGCACUGGCAGCGAAACGCAAGAGCACGCGCAAUCUGGUGCGAACCAAGACGGACGACGAUAGCAACGAGAGUCACACACUCAGCCAUUUGAGACCACUUACGUCGGUCCCACCGCUGCUACUCCAUGGCCGCAUGAGUGCGUCGCCGUCGCGACACAAGCUGGAGCUCCAGCAGCGCCUCACCGACAUUGAGCACUGUCAGCUGCCCGUACUUCCCUCCUCCCCCGAGUCGGGCGCCUUUGACGAGAAGCGGCUCUCGGAGAUGAGUCCGAGUGAGUACGCCGAGUCCUGUGCGGCAUUGGGUCUGCCCGAUCUCCGACGCCACCACGCCAAGCUCUUCAAGCUCGUGCGGCAGUACCAGACACUCUUCUCGGUCGCGAGCUCGAUAUCCGUCGAGAUUGACUCGGGCGAAGCGCUCUCGCGCAUCAUUGAAGGCACAUACGAAGUGCUUGAAGUCGACCACGUCGCGCUCUUCCUCAUCAACCACAAGAAGGAGACGCUGCACAUGUGCGUCUCGCGGGUCUUGGGUCACGUGGCCAAGUCUGCCGAGUCCGUCAUCAUCCAAGACGUCGCGAGCGACGAGCGCUGUGAUAUGGACGCGGACAAGUACCUCGUCGACGGAAGCCUUGCGCGCAAUCUGCUCUGCGUGCCGAUCUUAGACCCGUCCAAAGUGCCCGUCGCCGUCCUUCGCUGCGCCAACAAGGCGCAUGACUUUACGCCAAGCGACUGCAUGAGCCUCGAGCUCAUCGCGUCCAUUGCAGGACAUACGCUGCACAAGCUCGAGCUGUACGAAGUCGCCAUGCUUGCGGGACGAAAAGCAUCGGCGAUGCUCGAGGUCGUUCGUGCGAUCGCUACCGAGUGCAAUGACCUGAAUGGGAUGGUGCACAAGAUUAUUGACGUGGCGAAGACAGCGCUGCACUGCGACAAGGUGUCGCUCUUCCUUUGCCACCGCGAGAAGCGCGAGCUUGUGUGCUGCGUCUCGUACGAUCCGGUGCUUCGACGCAUGGUCAUUCCGUACGGCGUCGGCAUCGCUGGCUACGUGGCGGGCACGGGACAAGUGCUGCGCAUUGACAACUGCUACGACGACCCGCGCUUCAACGCCGCGACGGACCGCAAGAUGGACUACAAGACGAUUUCGGCGCUCUGCGCACCGGUGAUUACGCACGACAACGACAUGGUCGCCGUCAUCCAAGCCAUCAACAAGCUCACGGUGCCGUCCACCGAGCACCCGCCGGCCUUGGACACGAUU